This is a messenger RNA of Drosophila ananassae, 3014 nucleotides long. RefSeq names its product pituitary homeobox homolog Ptx1 (gene Vsx2). The record is from RefSeq and is a predicted model, not a curated record. Gene Ontology annotation, cellular component: nucleus. Gene Ontology annotation, biological process: regulation of transcription by RNA polymerase II. The coding region runs from base 523 to 2652 and encodes 709 amino acids. The transcript has 6 exons. Lineage: Eukaryota; Metazoa; Arthropoda; Insecta; Diptera; Drosophilidae. Gene Ontology annotation, molecular function: sequence-specific double-stranded DNA binding; DNA-binding transcription factor activity, RNA polymerase II-specific.
AUGAUUUGAGGUCCUCCGUUUGCCGUUUACCGUUUGUUAGCUGACUGCUUCUUCCUGGCCAAAAUCCAACCACCGGCAACUGAAGCAAUAGCAGCAGCAACAACAACAGCAGCAGCAACAACAGCAAGAGCAAGAGCAACACGCAACAGCAACAGCAGCAAUCGUUGCUGCGACGACAAAACUCCUGGUGCACAUUAUUUCUGGCAACAGUUUAACGUGGAAAUUAUUGCGAAUUUGUUGUGUUGUUGCGCGUGUCAUUCAGGGGCGAGAAAUAAAAACAAAAGACUUGCCCGCGACAGUGCAACUUUGCGGCAGCAACUUGCAACCUGUCGGGAUUUCAGUCUUCAUUUUUUUUUGGUUAGUGAUGGGUGGUUUCUGCGAGGGGCCUUUUGCGAAGACAAUGUCCAAUUAGCGUCGACACCAGCAACUUGCAACCUGCAAUCUGCAAUCUGCAAUCUGCAACUUGCAACUAGCAACAAGUAUUGCAACAGGAAAGUCACAAGAAGCCAGUGUUGAGCGAAAAUGCCGCAGAGAUCGCCGUUUGCCAUUCAGGAGCUUCUGGGCCUGGCGGUGGCAGCUGCCACAACGGCCUCGACCGGUGCAGCAGCGGCAGCAGCAACACCUGAAACAGCAACCGAUCUGACAACAACCACUGCAACAGCAACAGCAACAGCAACAGCAACACCGGCAACUGUUGCAGCAACAGCAGCAGCAAAAGAGCGCCAAACUCCGACUCCGCCAGCGACAAAAACCACAACAGCAAGUGCAGAAGUUGCAGGUCCAGCACCAGCAGCAACAACUGCCACAGAGGCAGCAGCAACUAGUGCAGUGGCAGCAACAUCGUACAGUGGCGGGGCAGUGGAUGCGUUGAUGGAGCCUCAGCAGGGGCAGCCACAGGGGCAGCCGCACCACCAACAGCAGCACCACCACUACAGGGAGCACCACCAAAUGACGAUGGCCGCGGCCUCCCGAAUGGCUUACUUCAACGCCCACGCGGCGGUGGCGGCCGCCUUCAUGCCCCACCAGCUGGCGGCUGCCGCGGCCGUGCACCACCACCAGCAGCACCAGCACCAGCACCACCACCCGCACCAGCACCCGCACCCGCAUCCGCACUCGCAUCCGCACUCGCAUCCGCACCACCCCGCCCACCAUCCCCACCCGGGAGCCAUGGCAGCCGCUGUGGGGCCGCCGCCGCCGCCGCUGCAGCACCACCACCCCAACCACCCGCACCACCCGCUGCUACACGCCCAGGGAUUUCCGCAGCUGAAGAACUUCGCCGCAGGAUCCGGAACUUGUCUGCCGGGAUCUCUGGCACCCAAGGACUUUGGCAUCGAGGCUCUGAACGGCUUCGGGGUCGGGCCGAACAGCAAGAAGAAGAAAAAGAAGCGGCGGCACAGCCGCACGAUCUUCACCAGCUACCAGCUCGAGAAACUGGAGGAGGCCUUCAAGGAGGCCCACUACCCCGACGUGUACGCCCGCGAGAUGCUGUCCCUGAAGACGGAGCUGCCGGAGGACCGCAUACAGGUCUGGUUCCAGAACCGACGGGCCAAGUGGCGCAAGACGGAGAAGGUGUGGGGCGGCAGCACCAUCAUGGCCGAGUACGGGCUCUACGGAGCCAUGGUCCGGCACUCGCUGCCCCUCCCGGACACGAUCCUCAAGUCGGCCAAGGACAACGACACGGUGGCACCCUGGCUACUAGGUAUGGAUCAGAAAUGCAUGCACCGGAAGUCCAUCGAGGCCCAGUCCGCCCUCAAGGACGACUCGGGGGUGAGCGACCACGAGGACUCCGCCGGCUCCAAGUCCGCCCACUCGGAGGAGCUGCGCUCCCACUCGCGCGCCCUCAGCUCCUCCACGGAGUCCCUGAACGUGGUCAGCCCGGCGCCCAGCAGCUGCACCACCUCCGCCUCGACGGCGCCGCCCACCUCGACCACGCCCCACGGCAGCAGCGGUUACGCCGGGGCCGACACCCCCACGCCGGGCGGGGCCACCACCAACAGCUCGGGCAGUCCCCACAUCGAGCUCAGCUCCCCCUCGCCCCAGCAGCAGUUGCAGCACCAGCAGCCCUCCAUGGGCCAGGCGGGGCAGGUGCCGGUCCAGAUGCCCCACUACCUGGGCAGUGGCGCGGUCGGGGUCGGGGUCGGGGCCGGGGGAGUGUCCGCCCCGCCCAGCUACCAUCCGCUCCUGGAUGCGGCCAAUGCCGCCGGCGCAGGAGCCGCCGCCUCCAGCAAGGACUUCCAUCUGAUCAUGAACACGGCCGUGGCAGCAGCCGCAGCGGCGGCCCAGCAGCAGCAGCAGCAACAGUCGCAUGUUGCAAGUACACCGCCCGGCUUGCACGCCCACCACCUGGCUGCCGCUCUAAUGGAACACGAUCCGGACGCUUUCAGGAACAACUCCAUCGCCUGUCUGCGGGCCAAGGCCCAGGAGCACCAGGCGCGUCUCCUGAACAACGGAGGACUCUUCCUGCAGGUCCGCAGCUUCGCCGCCCACGCCCAGGCCCAGGCCCAGUCGCAGUCCCUGGACAUGCUGAAGGUCGGCGAGGGUCCUGGCCAGAGCGCCUCCCAGUCGCUGGCCAGUGCCGCGGGAGGAGCGCCCAGCAUCAAGCUGGAGCUGGCCGGCGGAGGGUCCUUGGCCGUGGCCGGCGAGGAAGUCUGACAGCGGAAGCCGUAGGGCCCUGAGACCGAUCCUGUCGGCCGGGAGGACCAGAGUGCACCACGCCCCGUCACUUAGAACCGCCCCUGCCUCAUUCCAAGACACUCCAAGACACACCCAAGAACACACUCCGAAACCAAAUCAAAGAGAAUCGAAACCAUUUUUUUUACGAGACCUAAGCAUAAGAUCCAGUAACCGCGAAUUUCAGAGAUAGACACUACAAGUAAGUUUAUUUUAGCUGUAAAGUCACAGAGAUAGUAUUUUAAAUAGGUACUUAAUCGAGAGCCCAUUUUUUUUUCAAAUCUAAGUUGAGUGAAAAUGUAUGCUACAUUUCGAAUGGAAGGAAUAAAAUUAAAAUAUAUAAA